Miniopterus natalensis is the source of this 567-nucleotide messenger RNA. It is a transcript of the gene CD70, whose product is annotated as CD70 molecule. NCBI's taxonomy places the organism in Eukaryota, Metazoa, Chordata, Mammalia, Chiroptera, Miniopteridae. Gene Ontology annotation, cellular component: extracellular exosome; plasma membrane. The record is from RefSeq and is a predicted model, not a curated record. Gene Ontology annotation, molecular function: tumor necrosis factor receptor binding. Gene Ontology annotation, biological process: tumor necrosis factor-mediated signaling pathway; immune response.
AUGGCCGAGGAGGGCGCCGCCUGGCUGAGCCACCUUCGCGCCCGGCCCGCUCUCGGCCUCCUCGCCCUGCUGGUGGUAGUUUCCUUAGCCUCCUACCUGGGCGGUUCGCACCUCGCCGGGCAGCACCUGCUCCAGGCGCAGGCGCAGGACGUAGCUGAGCUGCAGCUGAACCACACAGGAUUGCGGCAGGACCCCAGGCUCUCCUGGCAGGGCGGCCCGGCCCUGGGGCGCUCGUUCCUGCAUGGAGCACAGCUGGACAAGGGGCAGCUGCGUGUCCAGCGCGAUGGCAUCUACAGGCUGCACAUCCAGGUGACACUAACCAACUGCUCCUCCUCAGCGAAGGACACUGUGCCCCGCAGGGCCAUCCUGACUGUGGGCAUCUGCUCCCCGGCCACCCACAGCAUUAGCCUGCUGCGUCUCAACUUCGGCCUCAGUUGCACUGUCUCCUCCCAGCGCCUGACACCGUUGGCCCGCGGGGACACUCUCUGCACCAACCUCACUUUGCCGCUGCUGCCUUCUCAAAAUUCUGAUGAGACAUUUUUUGGGGUUCAGUGGAUUCACCCCUGA